Messenger RNA from Morus notabilis, 3801 nucleotides. RefSeq names its product systemin receptor SR160. Gene Ontology annotation, molecular function: protein binding; ATP binding; protein kinase activity. Gene Ontology annotation, biological process: protein phosphorylation. The record is from RefSeq and is a predicted model, not a curated record. Lineage: Eukaryota; Viridiplantae; Streptophyta; Magnoliopsida; Rosales; Moraceae.
AGAAAAAUAACAGCUUCUGAGCUCUCUCUCUCUCUCUCUCUCUCUCUCUCUCGCCUCCUCUUCAAUGGCAACUCUCAAACCUUAAAUCUAAAAUCAAAUCUUCUUUUCAUAACCUUGCUCUUGUCUUCUCUUCAAUCCAAAAUUGAUAUUGCUAAGGCUGCUUCAAAAUUGAUAUUGCCAAGGAAAAACAAGGAGAAACACAAUGAAACCCUCGUCUCUCCACCACCACCUUAUACUCGCCGUCGCCGUCGUAUUGUUAACUCUCUGGUUGCCGGCGUUGUUCGCCGGAGCUGCCGGCGUUGGCAACCAGCUUCUCAGCUUCAAAGCAGCUCUUCCGGACACGAGCGUCCUCGAAAACUGGUUCGAAAACCAGAACCCUUGCUACUUCUCCGGCGUCAAAUGCGACGGAGCUAGGGUUUCCUCCAUAGACCUUAGCUUAGUCUCACUCGGCACCAAUCUCAGCGGUGGACUGGAAAAUCUGGUUCUGAAAUCGGCGAACCUCAGCGGCUCCAUUUCGCUCCCUCCGGGAUCCAAGUGUGGCUCCUUUCUCGCGUCCAUAGAUCUGUCGCAGAACAGCUUCUCCGGUCCGGUGUCGGACCUCUCAAGCUUCGCUGCUUGCUCGGCGUUGAAGUCUUUGAAUCUGUCGUCGAACUCUCUCGAUUUCUCUCUCAAGGAUAAGGACUUCUCUGCCGGAUUGAGGUUGAGCUUGAAGGUUCUGGAUCUUUCGUUCAACAAGAUUUCGGGUUCCAACGUCGUUCCGUGGAUCUUAUCGCGGAGCAAUUGCAAUGAGAUGAGUCAUCUGUCGCUGAAGGGGAACAAGAUCGCCGGAGAGAUGAGUUUCAUCUCUUGCAAGAGAUUAGAGUUUCUGGACGUUUCGUCGAACAACUUCUCGACGAGUAUUCCGUCGUUCGGAGACUGUUUGGCUCUCGACCACCUCGACCUCUCCGGCAACAAGCUCACCGGCGACGUCGCUAGGGCAAUAUCCAGCUGUGGCCAGCUUGUCUUCCUCAACCUCUCCAGCAACCUCUUCGACGGACCGAUUCCGAGCUUCCCGGUGGAGAAUCUCAAGUUCCUCUCCCUCGCCGUCAAUAGCUUCAGCGGCGAGAUUCCGUUGAGCAUUUUCGAUUCGUGUUCCAGCCUCGUCGAGCUCGACUUGUCGAGUAACGGCCUCGCCGGAUUAGUCCCCGACGCGUUGAGCUCUUGCUCGUCGCUGGAGUCGCUGGAUUUGUCGAAGAACAACUUCUCCGGCGAAUUGCCGAUCGAGACUUUGAUGAAGCUCAAGAAGCUGAAGUCUCUCGCCCUCUCUCACAACCGUUUUUUCGGAAAGCUGCCGGAUUCUCUCUCCGACCUUCCGAGCUUGGAGUCCUUAGAUCUGAGCUCCAACAAUUUCUCCGGCUAUAUCCCCUUUGGGCUUUGCCAAGGCCUCGGAAACAGCUUGAUGGAGCUCUACCUUCAGAACAAUCUCUUCAUCGGAACUAUCCCGGCCUCUCUGAGUAACUGUUCUAACCUCGUUUCUCUCGACCUGAGCUUCAAUUUCCUCACCGGAACUAUCCCUCCGAGCUUCGGCUCGCUCACUAAGCUCCGGGACUUGAUAAUCUGGCUCAACAAUCUCCGUGGAGAAAUCCCGCCGGAGAUUUCCAACAUGAAGUCCCUGGAGAAUCUGAUCCUCGAUUUCAACGAUCUCACGGGCUCAAUUCCGCCCGGCCUUGGAAACUGCACGAGCUUGAAUUGGAUUUCGCUGUCGAACAACAGAUUGAGCGGCGAGAUUCCGAAGGAGCUUGGAAAGUUGCCUUCUCUCGCCAUUCUCAAGCUCAGCAACAAUUCUCUCUAUGGGAGCAUUCCCCCGGAGCUCGGGGACUGUAAGAGCUUGAUAUGGUUGGAUCUCAACACAAAUUUUUUGAACGGAUCGAUUCCGCCGGCGCUGUUCAAGCAGUCCGGCAACAUCGCGGUGAACUUCAUUGCGUCGAAAACGUAUGUCUACGUCUACAUCAAGAAUGAUGGGAGCAAGGAAUGCCACGGGGCGGGGAAUUUGCUCGAGUUCGCCGGGAUUAGGACCGAGCAGUUGAACAGGAUUUCGAUGAGGAACCCCUGCAAUUUCAACAGAGUGUAUAGAGGUAAUAUCCAGCCGACAUUUAACCAUGAUGGGUCCAUGAUUUUCUUUGACCUUUCGCAUAACUUGUUGUCUGGUAACAUCCCCAAGGAGAUUGGGAAAAUGCGGUAUUUGUUGAUAUUGAAUUUGGGCCACAACAAUCUCUCCGGCACGAUCCCGGAGGAGCUCGGCGGGUCGACGAAUCUCAACAUCCUUGAUCUGUCGAGCAACCGGCUUGACGGGACGAUCCCUCAGUCGUUGACUCGGCUCUCUAUGUUGAUGGAGAUUGAUCUGUCCAACAACUUUCUUUCCGGGAUGAUCCCAGAGUCGGCGCAGUUCGAGAGCUUCCCUCCGUACAGAUUUCUCAACAAUUCAGGACUUUGUGGCUACCCUCUUCCACAAUGUGGGGCGGACUCCGGUAAAAACUCAAAUUCGCACCAUCAAAAGUCUCACCGGCAAGCGUCUCUGUUCGGAAGUGUGGCAAUGGGGUUGUUGUUCUCGCUGUUUUGCAUCUUCGGAUUCAUCAUAGUCGCCAUCGAAACCAAGAAGAGAAGGAAGAAGGAGUCGAGUCUCGACGUCUAUAUCGACAGCCGUUCGCACUCGGGCACUGCCAAUGUGACUUGGAAUUUGACCGGUGCCCGGGAAGCCCUGAGCAUCAAUCUUGCCACGUUCGACAAGCCGCUUCGCAAGCUUACUUUUGCCGAUCUUCUUGAGGCCACCAAUGGCUUCCACAAUGACAGUUUGAUAGGGAAAGGCGGUUUCGGAGAUGUGUACAAAGCGCAGUUGAAAGAUGGAAGCACUGUGGCGAUCAAGAAAUUGAUACACAUUAGUGGGCAGGGUGAUAGAGAAUUCACCGCUGAAAUGGAAACUAUUGGGAAGAUCAAGCACCGGAACCUUGUUCCUUUGCUUGGCUAUUGUAAAGUAGGAGAAGAAAGGCUUUUAGUGUACGAGUAUAUGAAGUACGGAAGUUUAGAUGAUGUUUUGCACGACCCAAAGAAGGCUGCGAUUAAGUUAAACUGGUCAGCAAGGAGGAAAAUCGCCAUUGGGGCUGCAAGGGGAUUGGCAUUUCUGCACCACAAUUGCAUCCCGCACAUCAUUCACCGUGAUAUGAAAUCUAGCAACGUUCUUCUGGACGAGAAUUUGGAAGCCAGAGUCUCCGAUUUUGGGAUGGCAAGGCUGAUGAGCGCAAUGGACACGCAUUUGAGUGUCAGCACUCUCGCGGGCACUCCCGGUUAUGUCCCGCCGGAGUACUACCAGAGCUUCAGGUGCUCAACGAAAGGCGAUGUCUAUAGCUACGGCGUUGUUUUGCUCGAGCUGCUCACGGGGAGGCAGCCGACGAAUUCAAGUGAUUUUGGGGACAACAAUCUUGUUGGUUGGGUCAAACAGCAUGCUAAAUUGAAGAUAAGCGACGUUUUUGAUCCUGAGCUCAUGAAGGAGGAUCCGAGCCUCGAGAUCGAGCUCUUGCAGCACUUGAAAGUGGCCUGCGCGUGCUUGGAUGAUCGGCCGUGGCGGCGCCCGACAAUGAUUCAGGUCAUGGCAAUGUUUAAGGAAAUCCAAGCGGGGUCUGGGAUUGAUUCACAAUCCACCAUUGCCACGGAGGAUGGAGGUUUCGGUUCGGUUGAGAUGGUAGAUAUGAGCAUAAAAGAAGCCCCAGAACUAAAUUGCAAGCAGUGAGAACGAGAGGAAAAAAAAGGGAAAAGUUUGGACCAAAA